This is a messenger RNA of Cladocopium goreaui, 2345 nucleotides long. NCBI's taxonomy places the organism in Eukaryota, Dinophyceae, Suessiales, Symbiodiniaceae. The record is from the annotation of a GenBank genome assembly.
AUGGAAGCUGCCAAGUGCCUGAGGGAGACUGGACGCUUUGAAGAAGCUUUGCGCAACUUCACGGAGGCUUACCAGAAGCACUUGAAGGAUUUGAAUCGACCGCAUCUAGGUUUUUCAGCCAUAUUUCCGCUCUUUUUUGCAUCCCUGCGCAGCGGCCGCGAUGUUUCAGCCACAAGCUGCGGCCGAGCACAGCUGGUGCGAUGUGAGGAUCACAUUACAGAUGCGUUCGCAUGCUGCCGCUCCUUGUUGGAAUCCCUUGCCUCUGACUUCGGGACACAAAUACCGCAAUGUCCUUCAGACAGCGGUGCUAAGCAGAAAUUUGUUCACGAGCUUUGCGCACAAGCAGGUAUUUGUUUAGACAUGGUCCGGCUUGGCCGUGUCUACCGAAAGAAGAGGCGGAUGUUGAUGGAAAGGGUCACCGGAUCAAACUUGCUGGACAGCAUGAGCAAUGCGCCCAGCACACCAGCAAGUAGCCAUCUUGAAGCCACGCCGCGAACGCCAGCAACACCAGCGGCUGGAAGUGCUGAGUACCAAAAACUCAUGUCGUCUGGUUUUCUACGAGCCGGGUCUUUAUUAAGAUCCGUGCAGGUAGAGAUGGAUGAAUUGCAUGAAGAAGCUCAACGUUAUGCAGCGGACCUGAAGCAGGGCAAGGUGGCGGAAGGGAAGGAAGCUCUUCACGGUGUUGCACAGGACGGAACUAUUGACCAGGAGCUGCUGCAGACCUUUGGCAGUUUUUUAGACCUGCAGUUGUUGCCCCUCUACGUGCGCGACGUGCCACUGGAAUAUGUGGGAGAGACACUUCUUCAUUAUUGCGGAAUUUCAUUGGACGAGGAGGACGAAAUCAAGGCAAGACAAGUGUUGGGCUGCCCUCCGCGACAAAAAACACAGAAGAAACACUUGGGAAAGCAAAUCUCUGACACAUCGAUGCCAGCCACACCAUCAAGUCAGGGAUCCGCCAUGGAGCCAUCUCUCAUGCAGAUCGUCCAGGCCUCUGGCCAGGAAAGAAAACUGCGAGAUCAGAUGUCGAACUCUGUGGUGGAAAAGCGACGGUUUGGUCUUUUGGCUCAUCCAGACUUGAAGAUCCCUCGUGAUGUGGCAACGCCCGCGUUGGCUCACAAACGCAAGGAUGCUUUAGAUGCUCCGUCCACACCAGAAAGGAAGAAGAAAAGGCUGGCAGCCGCAACUGUGGGGCCAACUCCACGAGUGUCUCGCGCUUUGCUGAUGUCGCCAGAACUGGCAACCCCAGAACCUUGUCUUGCUGACGAUUCUCCAGUGCGUUGGCGAUUUGCUGAGAGUGUGCCAGUUGAGCCCACUGCGGCGGAAACUGAGGUGGUCCAAGCAGAGCCCGAGAAAGCACUAGAAGCUGUCAAGCAAGCAGCAACGAAUCCAGAGCCAAGGGCACCGGAUCCGCCAGAAGGAGAAAUCAUCGCAGAAGCUUCCGAAGCUGGAACGCUGUCGCAGAAGGGCGCAGCAACAGCAAUUGAUGAAACCAAACAAUCUGCGACUGGAACUUCCAGGCCGAGUGUUGAGCCCCAAGUGCAAGAUGUCGAAACAGAAGAUGUGAAGGUGCCGGAAGUGGUUGCGGCAAUGCCGAAGCAAAAGGAAGAUCAGGUGCCUGCAGUGGCCUCUGAGGUGAAGCAAGACACGGCACAAGCGGAGGCUUGUCAGGCCACAGACGACGAGCCAAAGCAGCCAGCAUCCUCUCCGCCGCAACCAGCCUUUGUGAAGGCCAACAGGCCAGAUCUCAAAGGUUAUGUUGCUGUGCCUGUACAGUUGGGCGACGCAAAACCAGCAGAGGAGAAAGGUGUGGCAGCUGUCGCAGCUCCUACCGGGAAACAACACUCCGCAGAGGUUCAUUGUGCCGGUUCUGGACCCUUGCCCAGCAAGACCGCUGGACCCCCUCAACCACGGUCUUCGCGAGAAACAUCAAGGAAGCCCUUGUCUGAAUUAUCUCCGCAAAGAUUGGGAGACGUUCCCUGGCAAAGUGCAGCUGGAAUCCAAGGCCCGUAUCCAAGUGCGCUGCCACCUCGCCCUCCUGGACAAAUGGGUGCAGAUACCAGUUCACCGCCUCCAGGUGCUCGUUGGCCAGAGUUGCAGAGGCCUCCAGCAUUCCUGCGCGAGAGCUUUAAUCUUGGAGGAUCAAGCGCCGGUGACAUCAAUGGAUUUGCUGGCAUGCCGCCUGCGUGGCAGGGCAAUGGAGGAUGGCGGGCGCGAGAUCAGGGCGAGGAGGAUUUGAUGCUCCAAAGGGCUUACGAGGUCUACCGUCAACAGCAACUGGAGCUCCUUCGGUCAUGAACGAAUGCUCAGGUCUGCUGUGAGUUUUUGUGCAUCCAGCCACUUCACCU